Molecule: messenger RNA, 1584 nt
Organism: Labrus bergylta (ballan wrasse)
Lineage: Eukaryota; Metazoa; Chordata; Actinopteri; Labriformes; Labridae
Gene: dct
Product: dopachrome tautomerase
Biological process (GO): ventricular zone neuroblast division; melanin biosynthetic process from tyrosine; developmental pigmentation
Cellular component (GO): melanosome
Molecular function (GO): oxidoreductase activity; dopachrome isomerase activity
Source: RefSeq, a predicted model, not a curated record
AUGAAAAAGGCUCUGGGUCUAGGUUUUCUGUGUUUGCUGCUCUGGUCAGAGUCUGCGGAGGCUCAGUUUCCACGUGCUUGCUGCACAGUCCAGGGGAUCCUGUCCAAGCAGUGCUGCCCACCUCUUGGCUCAGAUCCUGCCAACGUGUGUGGCGUUUUGUCGGGGAGAGGAAGCUGUGUGACUGUUCAAGUCGAUGAGAAACCCUGGGGAGGACCAUACAGUCUGAGGAAUGUGGAUGACAGAGAGAGGUGGCCGACCAAAUUCUUCAAUCAGACUUGCAGAUGUAACGGUAACUUUUCAGGGUUUGACUGCGGUCAGUGUAAAUUUGGCUGGAUAGGACCUAACUGUGACCAGAGGAAAACCCCUGUGGUGCGCAGGAACAUCCACGACCUGACCCCCGAGGAGCUCCAGGAGUUCCUAGAUGUUUUGGACCUGGCUAAGACCAGCAUCCACCCAGACUACGUUAUUGCCACCGAGCAUUGGCUGGGACUCUUGGGACCAAAUGGAAACGAACCCCAAGUGGCAAACAUCUCUGUUUAUGACUUCUUUGUUUGGCAGCACUACUACUCCGUCCGUGACACUCUUCUAGGUCCCGGUCGUCCAUUCAAAGCAAUUGAUUUCUCACAUAAAGGACCAGCAUUCAUCACCUGGCACAGGUAUCACCUCCUCACCUUGGAAAGAGAGCUGCAGAGAUUGAGUGACAAUCCAAACUUUGCCAUCCCUUACUGGAACUUUGCCACUGGGCAGAGUGAUUGUGAUGUGUGUACUGACUCCAUGUUCGGGGGAAGAGACCCAGAAAACCCUUCCCUCAUCAGCAGCCAGUCCAGAUUCUCAAGAUGGGGGGUGAUAUGUAACAGUUUGGACGACUACAAUCGCCUGGUUACCCUUUGUAAUGGCACUAAUGAGGGUUUCAUCCAGAGAGGAAUGAUGGAGAGGGCUAACAUGUCUCUGCCCACCAUGACUGACGUCAGAAGCUGUCUUGGAAUCAGGGACUUUGACAGCCCUCCAUACUACACCAACUCCUCCUCCAGUUUUAGAAAUGCUCUUGAAGGCUACGAAAAACCUGAUGGACAAUUGGAUGAUUCAGUCACUAACCUUCACAACCUGGUCCAUGAUGUUCUCAAUGGAACCAGCUCCAUGUCUCACUCUGCAGCCAAUGACCCCAUCUUUGUGGUGCUCCAUGCCUUCACUGAUGCCAUUUUUGAUGAGUGGAUGAAAAGGUUUGCUCCCUCCAACGCCACCUUCCCCGAUGAGAUGGCCCCAAUUGGUCACAACAGAGACUACAAUAUGGUUCCGUUCUUUCCUGCAAUCACUAACCAGGACAUAUACAUUCCAUCUGAACAGCUUGGAUAUUCCUACGCUGUUGUCCUGGAUGAGACAGAUGGAGGGCCAAGUGUGUUCGUGCUAGGCUCCACUCUGGGGGGAAUCUUCAUCGGUCUCCUGGUGCUUCUCCUUAUCUUUGUGCUCUGGCUGCGUCAGCGGAGAAACAGAGGCUUUGAGCCUCUGAUAAAAGCAGACUUCAGCACAAGGAAGUACACAGAGGAAGCGUAGAGGACCACCCGUUGUUCCGAAGCAGUCUUCAGU